Phragmites australis (common reed) is the source of this 2776-nucleotide messenger RNA. RefSeq names its product probable LRR receptor-like serine/threonine-protein kinase At1g14390. Gene Ontology annotation, biological process: protein phosphorylation. The transcript is spliced from 7 exons. Lineage: Eukaryota; Viridiplantae; Streptophyta; Magnoliopsida; Poales; Poaceae. Gene Ontology annotation, cellular component: membrane. The record is from RefSeq and is a predicted model, not a curated record. Gene Ontology annotation, molecular function: ATP binding; protein kinase activity; protein binding. The coding region runs from base 182 to 2467 and encodes 761 amino acids.
GUCCCCAAUGCAAGUUCGGCUGGAAAGCACUCGCCACUCGCACUCGUCGUCCAUGGCCACCUGCCGCACACGCCUUCCUUCUCCCUCCCCUUACUGACCUCUCUCUCUCUCUCUGCCCAGCUUCGCCAUUGCUGCCAGUUCAGCUUAGAUCCUCAGCCGUAUGUAACACUGCCACGACACAAUGGCACCCUCUUCCUCGUCUCACAAGCCGGCCGCUCUGCUUCUCCUAGUACUUCUCCUCUGCACGACCAUUGCCACCCUCGCGGCCGCCCAGCCGCUGGCGUCCUCUCAGGCCAAGGCGCUCCUCCGCGUGCGCCGCCUGCUGCUCUUCCCGCCCGUUCUCGACGCGCUUCGGGCGGCGCCGGACCCCUGCGCCCUGCCGCCCACGCCGGCACUCACCGUCGCCUGCGAGGGCGGGCAGGUCACGGCGCUCUCCGUCCUCGGGGACCGCGACCCCGACGCUGCGUGGCGCGCCGCACUCCCGUCCAGCUUCUCCUCCGAGGCGCUCUUUACCACGCUCACCAGGCUCCCGGCGCUGGCACGCCUCUCGCUCGUGAGGCUCGGCGUCUGGGGCCCGCUCCCGGGGGCCAAGCUCCGCCGCCUCCAGGCGCUGCAGGUGCUCAACCUCAGCUCCAACUACCUCCACGGAGCCGUCCCCGGGGAUCUCUCCCGGAUGUACUCGCUGCAGAGCCUCGUGCUGUCCAACAACUGGCUCAACGGCACCGUGCCGUCCCUGUCCGGGCUCCAGUUUCUUGAGGAGCUGGACUUGGCGCACAACAGGCUGGGACCGGCGUUCCCGGAGGUGGGGAAGGCGGUGGUGCGGUUGGUCUUGGCCGACAACAACUUCACCGGGAAGAUUCCGGCGGGGGUGAGCUCGCUGGGGCAGCUCCAGUUCAUGGACGUGUCCGGGAACCGGCUCCAGGGGUGGAUCCCCUCCUCAAUCUUCGCGCUCCCGGCGCUGCGGUACAUCAACCUGUCGCGCAACCGGCUCGCCGGGCAGCUGCCGGCGAGCACGGCAUGCUCGGAUGCACUGGAGUUCGUGGACGUCUCGGCCAACCUGCUCACCGGGGUGCGCCCGGCGUGCAUGAGGGGCAACUCCUCGGCGCGCACGGUUCUUGACGCGGGCAACUGCUUCGCCGGCGGGAAGCAGCAGCGGCCGAGCACGUACUGCAAUCCCGGGGCGCUGGCCGCCGUGCUGCCGCCACCGCAGGGGAACGGAUGGGGAGGGCAGGAGAAGGGAAAGGGCGGUGAGGUCGGGAUGGUUCUUGCCAUUGCGGGCAGCGUUGUGGGUGGCGCAUUGCUGAUUGUGCUGGUGAUGGUGGUGGUGCUGAGGACGGCGAGGAGGCAGCAUCCAGAUUUGAACGUCUUGCCUAACUCGGCGGUGGCUACCCCGGCGAAGAAGGCGGAUGGCCGGAAGGCUUCGGCUAAGGCGACCCAGAAGAUCAUUACUCCUGUUGAUAAGAGGCAUGCAUCACAAGCUGCAAGGGUGAAUACCCUGGAAGUACCUGGGUACCGUGUGUAUACACUGGAGGAGCUCCAAGAAGCAACCAACAACUUUAGUUCAACCAACCUGAUCAAGAGUAGUCCUCUUGCACAGCAUUACAACAGCCAGCUUCAAGAUGGCUCAAGAGUCUUGGUCAGAUGUCUGAGGCUAAAGCCGAAGUAUUCUCCCCAGAGCCUUGUCCAGUACAUGGAGAUAAUUUCUAAACUUCGGCAUCGGCAUUUGGUCAGCAUCAUUGGUCAUUGUAUUGCCAAUGAUGGGGAGAAUCCUAAUAUUGCUAGCUCAGUAUACCUCAUUUCUGAAUGCGUGUCAAAUGGAUCUCUAAGAAGUCAUCUUACUGAGUGGAGAAAACGCGAAAUGCUCAAAUGGCCGCAACGAGUGUCUGCUUCCAUUGGUGUUGCGAGAGGGAUUCAGUUUUUGCACAAUGUGACUGCUCCAGGCAUUGUACUGAACGAUCUCAACAUAGAAAAUGUCCUGCUGGACAAGACGCUCACAUCGAAAAUCAAUGAGUUUAGUCUUCCAAUGAUAUCAACUAGCAAGAAUGGCAAGAUUUUCUCAGAGACCCCAUUUGCUGUCCAUGAAGAUAAUGAUACUGGCAGUGCCCAUAAUGCGGAACAAGGGGACAAAGAAGACAUCUACCAGUUCGGUCUGAUUCUCCUGGAAGUGAUCACCGGCAAACCAACCAAGUCUCAAAGUCAACUGCAGUCCCUCAAAACUCAGCUAAGCGAGGUCCUGAAUGAAGACCUUGAUAGACUGAAGGACGUGGCUGACCCAACGAUUCGCGGCACUUUCGCAGUGGACUCUUUGAGCACAGUUGUCGAGAUCGCCCUCAACUGCACGGCCAGCAACCCAAGCAACCGGCCUUCCAUCGACGAUGUCCUCUGGAACCUGCAGUACUCCAUGCAGGUGCAGGAUGGAUGGGCGAGCAGCGAGAGCUUAAGCUUGAGCACCAAAUCGCAGGCCUGAAGAUAAGGGUGCAAUGCUUUUGUGUUGAUCACUAUCCACCGAGAAUUAUGCAGUUAUAUAUAUGCACCAUCAGUCUGCUUGUUGUUUUCUUCUGGUAUUUGUUCUGGAAGAGAAGUCAUUGGUGUCCUCUGUAUAGAAGUGGACCUUUUCAGGAUAUUUUUUUCCUGGUAGCUGUCAUACUCAGGCUGUAUUAAGCAUCGAUCAUUAGGUUGUGUUUACCAAUCAAGUGACCAUAUAGGGCAUGAUGCUCGAGCAAUGGAAUUGGGAUAUGCAAAAGGAAUAGCAUAGGGGAUGAUUUUUUAUUUGCCA